Molecule: messenger RNA, 865 nt
Organism: Plasmodium vivax (malaria parasite P. vivax)
Lineage: Eukaryota; Apicomplexa; Aconoidasida; Haemosporida; Plasmodiidae
Product: 41-2 protein antigen precursor, putative
Exons: 1
Coding region: 293-850 (185 amino acids)
Biological process (GO): endoplasmic reticulum to Golgi vesicle-mediated transport
Cellular component (GO): TRAPPIII protein complex; TRAPPI protein complex; TRAPPII protein complex
Source: RefSeq, a predicted model, not a curated record
ACAUUUUGGCAAAUUCAUCCUGAAAAGGGCACAAACGGAGAGUCCCAACGAAGGCGUUGUUUUUUCCGUUCGCGCGAAGGGGAGAUGCUUCCCGGUUAGCUGCCCCUGGUGAGGUAAUCCCCAAGUAGUACGGGCAGGGGGGAACAUCGCACCUAAACAUUUCAUAGCAAAAUUAACCAACCAGAGGGAGGAACCCCCUUAAGGCUGUUACACACAGGGGGUGUAUACACGUAGAAAGGCCCCGUAGUAGCCACCAUAACAUUUUCACCACAGAGUAUUCUUUUGAGAAAAAAUGGAGAGGGGGAAAAACCCAAUGGAGGCAGAACUCAACAGAGCGCCGCAAGAAGUCAGUUUGAGCGCAUUUAGCCUUCUGUUUAGCGAAAUUGUGCAAUACUGCCUAUGGAAGAGCAAGCGGGGGUACCGAAUCGAGGAUUCCCUACAUGAAAUGGGAUUACGAGUUGGUUACAAGCUAAACGAAUACCUACCAUAUAAGAAUAAAACGAAGAGGUGUGUAAACAUCAUCAGCAUCUUGACCUUCCUCUCAAAGCAUUUGUGGAAAUAUCUUUUCCAGCACUCUUCAGAUUUGCUCAAAUCGCAGGAUAGCAUUUACGAGUAUAUGCUCUGCGACAAGAACAUUUUACUUAACAGGUUUAUUAGCGUGCCCAAGGACUACGGAAAUAUAAACUGCGCCUCCUUCGCUGCUGGCAUCGUCGAGGGGAUGCUCUGCAGCGCGGAGUUCCAGGCAGAGGUGACCGCGCACACGGUGUAUGAGGAUGAGAAAAAUUUCAACACCACCAUUUUUAUAAAGUUCUACCCGGAGGUUGUGAACCGGGAGAGGGGAGAGAAGUAAAGAAAAGAAGUAAAG